AUGACGACCGCCGUCGCCGCCGCCGCCAUCCCCGCAGGCAUUGUCUUGCCCAAACUCGCCGCGUACAAUGUGAUCGAAGCACACUACAAAGUGGUGCAAGGCGUGCCCAUCCCCGCCUCGGUGUUCAUCCCCAAAGACAUCCAGCCCGGCAGGCACCCCGUCCACGUUCGCUGGCACGGCGGCUGCUUCAUCACCGGCCAUCGCGCCCUGCCCGACUGGUUUGGCGCCUGGCUGCUCGACUUCUCCCUCACCCACAAUGCCAUCCUCAUCUCCCCCGACUACCGCCUGAUGCCGGAGUCAAGCGGGCUCGACAUCCUGGACGACCUGCGCGACUUCUACACCUGGCUGUCCACCCCGGCCAACCUCGCCUCUCUCCUCCCCGCCGGCGUGCAGCCCGAUGUCGACCACUUGCUGGUGACGGGAGAAUCAGCCGGCGGCUGGCUGGCGCUGCAGUCCGCCCUCCUCCCGGCCUCGCGCCCGCGCAUCUCCGCCGUCAUCUCGCAGUACCCCAUGAUCGACCUGCGCGACAAGUACUACACCACCGCCUACGAGAAGCAGCUCUUCGCCCCCACCGCGCCGCAGCUCGACCCCAGCGUGUUCCGCGCCUACGUGGACCGCAUGACGCCCGGCGCCGUCAUCACCAGCGCUCUCCCGCCCGACCGCUUCCAGCUGGUCGUUUCCAUCCUGCAGCAGGGCUUGUUUGGCAAGUACUUCGGGCCGGACAGGCGGCUCUAUCCGAUGGAGGCAUUGGACAGUCUGACCGACGGGGAGGAGUUGCCUCCUACGUGGGUCAUGCAUGGCACUGCCGAUACCGGUAUCCCGGUCGAGGGGACAUAUCGGUAUGAGAAGCGCUUGAAGCAGCGACUUCCCCGCGCAAGAACGCUAUUUCAUUACGAAGAAGGAGCGGACCAUGGGUUUGAUAAUGCGGAGGGCGUGGGGCUGCAGACUGAUUGGGUGAAGAAGGGGGUGGAGUUUGUCGAGCAGUAUUGGCCUCAGCACUGA
Molecule: messenger RNA, 1002 nt
Organism: Neohortaea acidophila
Lineage: Eukaryota; Fungi; Ascomycota; Dothideomycetes; Mycosphaerellales; Teratosphaeriaceae
Product: Alpha/Beta hydrolase protein
Exons: 1
Coding region: 1-1002 (333 amino acids)
Molecular function (GO): hydrolase activity
Source: RefSeq, a predicted model, not a curated record